AUGCGUUAUAAAGAACAUGGCAUUGUUAUUGAACCAAAUGAAAUCGAAUUUCCACAUGUAAUACAAAAUAAUGCAUAUCGACAAACAAUUCAUGUUAAAAAUGUGGGAAAUAAAAGUAAACGUAUACAAAUAUUUCGACCAGCUAUUAAGGAUUUUCAAUUAAUUGUUAACAAUCCAGAUCAACCUGUUCCACCUGGUCUUGAAGUGACUGGUGUCGUUGAAUAUAUAGCAAAAUCUAAUCAAGAACAACGGGAUAUUAUUGUUAUUGACAUUGAUGGACAAGAAAUACAAAUUCCUAUCUUUGCUUUUCCAGCACGACCGGAAAUUUCAGUUGAUGAUUCAAUCGAUUUUGGUAUUCAUGUUGCUGAUAAUAAAACUGUUUACAAAACGAUUAUUGUUCGAAAUACUGGCAGUACACCUGCACCAUAUAAAAUUGAUUAUAAAGGUGAACAUCCAAUUGGAUUUUCACCACAUUCAGCAAUUGUUCAACCGAAUUCUUCUAUUCCGAUCGAGGUAUCUUUAUUAACAUCAAUGGUCACAGACGUGAAUGAUACUGCAACAUUAGAUGCAUGUCAUAAAACACAUGAAAUCAAAUUAAUAGGAAAAAUAAUGAAUCGUCGUUUAUGUUUACUUCAUCCAAAAAAUAAUGAAGAAUUACAAAAACUUAAUUUUGGUUCUUGUUAUUAUGGUUGUGAUCUUACAGCAUUAGCAAUUCUAUAUAAUGAUUCACCUGAAUCAGUAGCUUAUUCAGCAUUAAUCGAUGAUUCAAAACCAACAGAUUUAGAUCAAGAAGAAAUAUCUGAUACGGAAUAUACAAUGAAUCCAUUAAAUUCUAUUAUUACUGUAUUUCCAAAUCAAGGCAUACUUAAUCCAUUUGAAAAACGUCCAUUAUUUUUUCGAUUUAGUCCAAGAACUUACUCACCAAAACAAGCGUUCGCUACUACACUUGAUCUACCACCAAGACGUGAUAUAGCUGCUUUUAUGUAUUUUGAAUUAUUAGGUGCAAGUCCUGGUCUAUCAAAUAUUGAACAUAGUAAAACAAAACUUGAAAUAGCAGUAGCUGGCACAGCUUUGCCAGUUAUAUUAUCACUUGAACCACAAGCAUUACAAUAUCCAGUAACAUACAUAGGACAAAAAAAUGAACAAUUUAUUUAUAUUUAUAAUCAAUCUGAUCAUAAAUCGAUUGAUUUUCGUUUUCCAUCAAUCGCAAAUUUUGCUAUACAACCAGCAAGUGGAAAAUUAAAACCAAGAGAAAAAUUACAAAUUCUCGUUACAUUUAUUCCACAUCAGAUAGGUAACAUUAAUAAAACACUUAUAUGUGAAGUACUUGGUGCAGUUGUAAAUCCUAAUGCACCAGUUUAUGCACAAUCAAAACCUAUUCAUCAAGCACAAUGUGUAUUAAUGGGUUAUUCAGCAGUUAUUACUGAAAUACCACCAGAAAAAUUUAACAUGGGUCUUAAACCAAUCAUUUCUAAUGAAGUUGGUAUUAAUGUGAAUACAACACAAGAAUCAUUAAAACGUUUUCAUCCACGUGCAGCUGUUUUAAAUAGUGCUAAUGACACAAUACAUAAUAAACGAGCAUCAACUACAUAUUUAAAUAAUUUUAAAAAACAUAAAGUAUCAUUUCCUAAUGAUCGUGCAAGAAGUAUUGGUCCAUUUAAUCGAGAAGAUAGUUUUAUAACACCUUUUACUAAAGAAGAACGAUAUAAUUAUAUUGAUCCAGAUUAUGCAUAUACAGAUGAAGAAAGAAAACAAAUUGAAAUGCAUGAAAAUAUGUAUAAUCAAUUAUUUGAUGAACAAAGAUUUCAACGAUCAGAAGUUAAAAGAACAAAAGAAUUUAAAAAAUAUGAUAAUGAAACAGAUCUUGGAAUCAAGCCAGGCAAUGGACUUGAAUCACCUCAUAUUGCUUUAGCUGACGUAGAAAAAAAUGUCAAUAAAGCUAUAAUUCCAUCUUAUCCUAAUUGGAAAUAUCGUCUACCAACAACAUCUGAAUUAGCUGAACAAGAACAAACAUUAUUAAAUAAACCACUAAAAGAAGGUCUUAAUUCAGUACCAACGACACAAAAAGAAAAAAAUGAUUGUGCUAUACUAUUAUCACCAAGUCAAUUAUUUAAAAUUGUUGUUGGACCACCAGAAUUAAAUUUUGGUGAUGUUUGUGUUAAUGCACCUGUAACAAAAUUUUUAUCUGUUCUUAACAAUCUUGAUCAAUAUAUUCUUGUUCAAAUAGAUGUUGAUUCGGCUGCUUUAAAAAUGACAUCACCAUUAUGUCAAGUUAUACCAGGAAAAUCUCAUGUACAAUUUCCAAUAACAUUUGAACCAACACAAAUUGGCCUUUAUCAACGUUCACUUUCAUAUAUAAUUAAUAAUUUUUAUCGUCAUUAUGUUAAAAUAAUAGCUGAUGUUCGUUUACCAACAGUACAAUUAUCAACAGAAAAACUUCUUAUACGUUCAUUACCACAUCUUUUAGCUGAAGAUUCAUUUCGUAAAGUUGUUCAUUUAUAUAAUCCAUUAAAUGCACCAGCUGAAUUUCGUUGGAUACCUAUUAUUGGUCCAAAAGGAACAGCAUUUUCGAUUCGUCCAGCAACAGGAAUUAUUGAACCAUAUCAAACAAUUGACAGUGAAGUUGUUUGGUAUGGUAGCACACAAGCACCAUUAGAAAAUUUUUUUACAUUACAUAUUUUUUCAACGAGUGAUUCACGAAAAAUACCAGGAAAUAAUACUUCAACAAUAUCAAAUAAUGAAACAACUUUAACACUUCAAUGUAUUGCUCAAGUUGGUAAAGCAAAAUUUAAAAUUCCGGAAAAACGUGUUAAUUUUGGUUUAAUACCAAUAAAUAUGAUAUCAAAAAAAUCAUUUACGAUUGUAAAUGAAGGAACAAAUCAUCUUUUUUAUCAAAUAACUGAUCCAAACCCAUGUUCUGGUGUUGUUAUAAGUCCAGCAAAUGGUCUUGUUUCAGCUGGUUCACAAACAAGUAUAACAAUAGAAGUGACACCAAUCGAACUAAUUAAAUUCGAUAUUAAAUUUGGCUUAAAAGUUCUUGGACAACAUGAACAAGAAAUUCGUAUGACAGGUGAAGUUAUUGAACCAGAUUUAAAUAUACCUGAAAAUGAAUUUAAUUUUGGUGGUGUACCAAUAUUAAUGAAAGCAACAAAACAAUUUCAUAUUGAAAAUAAAAGUCCAUCAAGUUGGUCUUAG
Molecule: messenger RNA, 3195 nt
Organism: Rotaria sp. Silwood1
Lineage: Eukaryota; Metazoa; Rotifera; Eurotatoria; Philodinida; Philodinidae
Source: the annotation of a GenBank genome assembly